CUGUCAGCUAUCCUCAACCUACCUGCAUGAUAGACUUCAGUAGUCGCUGCGUCUGCUCGCUGCACUGCAGAACUACCGCCCAGUGACAGCACGCGGCUACCGAGCUAAGUCACUAGCUCUAGCCUUACAAUGGCCGCCUACGACGACUACCGCCAACCAGACCCUCAUGCGUAUCCGGACGACGACUUUGUUCACGAUUGGCGAACACACAAGCCUUCCGCGUACAGCCACGAUCAACAAACUCCAACGCAAUCCCACGGAAGAGUUGGCUCGGCCUCCAACGCUCCGUCUCAUCAACCCUUGAACAAUGCCAUCGGAAAUGCGUUUGAGAAAUCAGACGCGGCAAGAGUGGUUGAUCCAGACUUGAUUGCUCAGAUUACCGCCGAAGUGAAGAAGUCCGUACUCGACGAAAUCAAGCAGGGCAUAGCCGGUGCGACCCAACCUCAGCCUGUCCCCGCACAGUCACACCAUGUUGCACAUUCGCCUGUCUCCACGUCUGCCUCCAUCCCUUCUCAGAAUGCACACACACCUCCAUCGCCGCAAUACGCAGAGCACUAUAGCCAGGCGUAUACAGCCCCUGAGCCACUGUUUCGCGAUCCGUUGUUUGACGGAUCUGACGACACGCCAUACAAACGCAGUGCUCCUGUCGACGUUCCUCCCAGUCGGCCAUCUGCGCGACCAGCCCCCAUGACUAGGAUGGCUACAGCGGACUGUACGCCCAUCGAAAGGAUGUGGCAGCUAUUGUUCGAUUCCGAUGGCCAACCAAUGCCACGUUUAGGCGAGUUCUUGCGAGGACUAGCAUUGCAUCUGAUUGAAGACUACGAACCAAAGCAUAGCUUGGUCAUCAGUCCUGCAAAGAUGGCCAGAUUUUACGAGGAAGUGAACCUGCAAGAUGAGAUAUACCCAUGGCAGACUAUCUUCAUGAAGUUGCCAUAUGCAACGCUAUCCAAGGUUUAUCGCGAAAUGCGUUGUCAGCAUCAUCUCAUCCAGGAGCAUCCUGCAGAACAACCAAUCGUGCCUGCACUCACCCCUCAGGGCUUCCAAGAGUGGAUGACGAUCAUGCUUCAGGCUUACCCGGAUGUCGAGUACGCUCGACUAUCCAAGGCGGUUUUGGAUAUGCCUAUCAGCAAUGCUGAUGACCGACGAGAACGAUUUCCGAAAGAGCUUCCGCGACGGCUGUUCCCACGAACUGAGAAUUUACAUGCACAACAACGAUGUGCUGCAGCUCUUUCUGCCGAGGGCGUUGGUCCUUUGCACAAAGCCCCGACUUUCCCCCCACCUCCACCUAAGGCUCAGAGUCCUCCGAAUGUGCCCAAUAUUGAACGAGAACGGAGCCCAUACGUCACACGGCCAGAUUCAAAGGUAUACCAGCCAGAAGACGGUUUACAGUCACCAUCUGUUCCCAUCGAACGGCAACGACAGCCUUACUCUGCCGCUCCAGGUGGUGGAAAGACGUACGACGAUGACGACGCCUAUCGAGCUACAUCGGCAAGCGGACAACGCAGACGAACGCAUUCCAUCGCCAACCAGGGCCCAUGGGCGCCUCCGCCUGAUAAUACUUAUCAACAACAUCAACCCCAACGGGCGCACAACGGCUCGCAAGCAAACACUCGUCGACCCAAGAGUCCUAGCUUCUCUAACUACGGAACACACUCUGAUUCGAACGUGCGUGACAUACCAAGCAGUUAUUAUUCAUCUAAUAUGCACGACUCCGACGAAGAAACUCGAAGGUCCAACAAGGAUGCCGAUUCGAGGAGGAGUGAUUACCAUCGCCGAAGUACGGCCGGCAUGGAUAGCCCCUUCAACUCACAGUCACGAUCAACGUAUGAUGACGAAUAUCAUAGGAGUCGAGACGGAAGUAACGGGUAUGAUAACAGGGGUUACGACUCCCGUCGUUAUUGACCCACGACGUAUAUACGACCUAGGGCAACCAACAGGCACCAGGGUAUGACGACAUCCUACGACUUAUGAUCUCGAAUCCGCUUCCUUCAGUGUUCUGUACUUUUAACGAGUUAUGCUUGGAAUGAAUUUGUAUGACUUUGAUUUUGCUUUAUACCAUGGUUGGAUCGGGGUCUUUGCGUCGUUGAAUACUCGGGGAUGGAUGUAGUGUUAAACAAAUGCAAGUUGUCUAAAAGAUUGUCGUUCCCGCUAGUUACUUGAUGGUAAAUAUUUUUGGUCACGAUCGAUACGCUUUGCAGCUAUUCUAGCAUCGUUGCAGUUGACGUACAGCUGGGCACGGUCCAAGUGUCAGAUGGCGCUACUGGUCAAU
Dothidotthia symphoricarpi CBS 119687 is the source of this 2269-nucleotide messenger RNA. RefSeq lists its product as uncharacterized. The record is from RefSeq and is a predicted model, not a curated record. The coding region runs from base 130 to 1902 and encodes 590 amino acids. The transcript has 3 exons. NCBI's taxonomy places the organism in Eukaryota, Fungi, Ascomycota, Dothideomycetes, Pleosporales, Dothidotthiaceae.